CAUUCGAAACUGCCGUGCCGAUUCUGCGAUUUCCAGCGCAAUUUCAACUAUAAGUCAGCCAAAAUUACAUCCAGUGUACAAAAAACAACAAUAUAACAUUCCUACCAAGGUUGAUAUCCCUACCAAGAGUUAUGCUAGUCAAAUAAAGAGGGGCUUUUCUCGAACAUCCUAUGACUUGGCCUCCUCGACGUGAAUGUCCGCCAUCUUGAAUGUCAAAGGUCAUCAGCCUACUGUACACAGUGUACACAUAGUGUUCCGGCUGGACGGACCGGCUCUCACCGUUUUUGCCUCCUGUAUCUCCCAUGACCAUGUGGUACAUCAUGGAGAACACCCAGACCUGUUACGAGCUGAACGAGAGGCUGAUCCACGUGAUCUGUGAUUGGGAGAUCUGUACCAAGGACGAUGUGGAGGACCUGAUCAACAAGGGCGCGGACAUCAACUGUGUCCACGGGACUCUGCGCCCGCUACACUGCGCCUGUAUGGUCAGUGAUGCUCGCUGUGCGGAAAUGCUCCUGGAGAGAGGAGCUGAUGUAAAUUCCAAGGAUGGCUAUGGCCGUACAGCUCUUCACUAUGCUGCUGAGAAAGACUCCAACUGUGUCUCCAUCCUCCUACAGCACGGAGCGUUCAUCAACGCACCCGACGGGAACCAAGACACACCCCUGCACUGGGCUGCCUUCCGCAACAACGCUCCGUGUCUUAAAGUCCUCCUUCAACACGGAGCUACAGUCAACUCCUUAGACUACAACAGCGACACCCCUCUCAGUUGGGCGUCUAUGAAGGGGAACCUCGAAGCCGUGGAAAUCCUCUUACAGUACGGCGCCGAAGUCCAGACCGAAAACUACAACGGGUAUUCGCCGGUGUACCGGGCUUCUCUCAUCCAGGCUCGUGGGCUGAACAACACAAACGACGACGAGAGCCUGAACUUACUGAUCCGAGCGUCGGGACAGUUUGACCUCCGGAACGACAAUGGACAGAUGCCCAAUGAAAUUGUGAGGGACAACCAGCUUUGCGACAGGCUUCUAGAGCUGUCCAACAACCCAAGGACUCUUAAGGACCUCUGCUUAUACAAGAUAAGGAAAUCUAUAGGAGAGACUUAUCUCCCGAAAGCUGUGAAGAAGUUACCACUUCCGGAGUACCUGAAGAGAUUUCUUUGUCUGAAGAAUUGAUGACACCUUCAUCUGCUAUCUUAAUGCUAGCAGACUGGGAUUUAAGCAAAAUUGUUUUAACUGUAUAUUGAUAAACCUAACACAGAUGUACUAAACAGAUGUACUAAUAUUAAUAUUGUUGUUGGGAAGAUAUGACCAAGGAGCUCCUUGAUAUGACCAAGUCUUCAAAUUCUUUGUUCCAUUAUGGGGAAUGAACUACUCCAAUAGGGUACAUAAUAUUAUGUAUGUUUUUGAAUGAAUAACCCCCCUCCCACCUUUUUCUGUUUUAGACAUGCAGUUUUGCUUGUGAGAUUUUAUUUUUAGGGCACCCCCUUUGAUUUUAUAGGUUUUAAAACUGUAGAUCCAGGGUUUGAUGAUUAUAUUUAUGACUAUAAACGUUAACUAUUGUGACUCUGAUUACUGAUGUAUAAUCUUUGCAACUGAAAGUGGUGUAACUGUAGCUGGCAAAUAUGAGAGAGCAUGACAUUCCUAUUGCAACUGUGACAACUCACUCUACUGCACAAAAUUGCACUAUAGGAAAUUGUGCCAACUCUGCAAAUCUGUGCGAUGCAUUUGCGUAUGAAGCCCAGAUGAGCCAACAAAAUGGCCGUGCCCAAUAUGGCACAUUUUCAGUUUUCAGAUUACUUUAUUUAAAAUUGCAGUGUUACCAAUAACAUCGUACAAUUGAUAAAAAUUCAUCAAGAAGGGGUUUGCAUUGAAUAAAAGCAUGUUAACAUUUUGGGCCACUUCAGGCAAAAAAUUUUGCGGGUUUGCAAGUCUGUUUUCAAUAUCUGGCGCAAUUUGGAGCAGUCAAAUUGAGAUAUCUGUUAGACGUGCAUGUCAGUGAAUAUGUCAGUUCUAUACUACAUUAUUUUGGAAUGUAUACCUUUUGCACUGACCUAAGCCCUAUAUUACUCCUAGAUAUCGCUGAAGAAAGAACAGAUGUUUGGCUAUAGUUCACUUCUGACAAGACAAGAUACAGGCCAAAAGUAUCUUUUUAAUUGGACUGAUGUCAUGCAUAUUUCUCAAAGUGCCCUGGCAGACAAAAAAGAUAACCGUUGUAUUCGGAGACUCCUAUUUGUAGUUUAAAGGUAAUGGGUAGAUUGCAGGAUGGCCAAAACAUAUUUUAAGCAAGUAACAAGGUGUGUACUCUAAGCUUAAAGGACGUCUAAUGCAACUUUCUGGAUUUUCCACAAAUCAAUGUAUGAUGUACAUUUGCACAAGCCACAUGGCAAAGUGGUCUCUUGAACAGACAUGUAUUAGCUCUUAUAUCAUUCUCAGUUACAUUUUCAAAGAAUAUGGUAAAAAAUCUGAGUCAGUUCAACCUGUUUUAAGGAUUUGGAUGCAAAAUUAUUUCAAGUUGAAUGUUGUUUUAUUUUAUAACAAAAUGUUGUGUGAUGUAAAUAUAUUCAAAGAUAUAACCAUACUAAAAGUAUUGUCUGCCUAAUAUGUUGGCAUUGUA
Messenger RNA from Branchiostoma floridae (Florida lancelet), 2607 nucleotides. Its product is annotated as ankyrin repeat and SOCS box protein 8-like. Gene Ontology annotation, molecular function: transcription cis-regulatory region binding; protein binding. NCBI's taxonomy places the organism in Eukaryota, Metazoa, Chordata, Leptocardii, Amphioxiformes, Branchiostomatidae. The transcript has 3 exons. The coding region runs from base 303 to 1166 and encodes 287 amino acids. The record is from RefSeq and is a predicted model, not a curated record. Gene Ontology annotation, biological process: intracellular signal transduction; positive regulation of transcription by RNA polymerase II. Gene Ontology annotation, cellular component: nucleus.